Messenger RNA from Aspergillus steynii IBT 23096, 1437 nucleotides. RefSeq names its product NADP-dependent oxidoreductase. The transcript has a single exon. Gene Ontology annotation, molecular function: oxidoreductase activity; zinc ion binding. NCBI's taxonomy places the organism in Eukaryota, Fungi, Ascomycota, Eurotiomycetes, Eurotiales, Aspergillaceae. Bases 69 to 1046 code for a protein of 325 amino acids. The record is from RefSeq and is a predicted model, not a curated record.
UGGACCGAACUACUCGGCUUGAUUCUAAGUUUAUCGGCCAGUAAUACGAAUAACCAGUGAUUUCCAAGAUGCGGACCCUCUUGCAGCCCGACCUCACUUCUACCUGCCUGGAACUGGUCGAUCGACCGGUUCCAGUCGCCAACCCUGACGCUGGCGAACACCUCAUUCGCGUGCAUUGCACGGCGCCCUGUGCCGGCGAGCUCUUCUGGCCGUCGAUCGUCUCGGUGCCCGACAAGGAACCCGUGCCCUGCGACGACGUGGCCGGCAUCGUGGUGACCGCGCCGCCCGACUCGUCCUUCCGACCGGGAGACGAGGUGUACGCGCGCAGCACCUAUUUCCGCCCCGGCUGUGCGCGCGACUACACCGUCAUCGUGACGGACGAGCUGGCGCGCCGGCCGCGCAAUCUCGGCUGGGUCGAAUCGGCCGCCACGCCGCUGUCCGCCGAGACGGCCUGGCAGGCGCUGUUCGAGCAGUCGGGCAUCGGCGGCAUCGACAGCGACGCCUGGAAGGGGAAGCGGAUUCUGGUGACGGCGGCGUCGGGCGGCGUGGGCACUUGGUUGCUGCAGCUGGGACGCCUCGUGGGCGCGCAGGUCAUCGGCACCUGCGGACCGACGAACGUGGACCUGGUCAAGGAUCUCGGGGCCGUCGAGGUCCUGAACUAUCGCGCCGAGUCCCUGAAGGCGUGGGGCCAGAAGGACGAGAACAAGGUCGACCUGGUCAUCGAUUGCAUCGGGGGCAAGUCACUCGAGGACGCCUGGUGGUGCGUCCGAGACGGCGGCGUCCUCAUCAGCAUCUAUCAGGCCCCGGAUCAAUUGCGACCGGCGGAGGUCCCGGCCCAGAACGUGCAAGAGAUCUUUUUCAUCAUGAAGCCGCGUCGGUCGGAUCUGGAGGAAAUCACCAAACUGGUGGAGGCGGGCAAGUGUCGCCCCUUGGUCGACAGCGUCUGGCCGUUGGAGCAGUUCCAGGCGGCCUUCGACCGCGUGGGAAGUGGCCACGCGCGAGGCAAAGUGGUGCUGGAUCUACGGCUGAAUGUGCCCCAGGAGUGACGGCAUGGCAUGUGGAAAUGGAACUGCUCAAAUAGUCUAGAACUCUUACGCCGACAUAGUAAUAACACUGGGUGUACCCCACAACUCUCCCCGGAGAAAGCUUAACUAGGUCGUACAUCCCUAUGGAACGCCUCGAUAAGCCGUGUUGUUGUUGUUCAGCAUCUCCAUGUCCUCCGUGUUUUCCCACUGCUUCGGCUGGCGGCUGGAGACGAUCUUGCUGGGGUGAUAAAGGUUGAAGAUAAUGGCACAGAGGAACAUCAGUGCGGCGUCAAAGACGUACAAGUAGGCUUCGGUUCCCUGCAAGAAGCCGUCACUGCCCUGGACAUACUCGGCAACUCGAUAGACCGAGCGCACCAUGAUGAGCACGCUGACGAGGUACAGCACUUUCAUG